UUAACCUUAUAGUGGUAUCUUAAAACUAGGAAUAAAUCCAAAUAUAGAUUGCGAUUAAUUAUCUUGCUUUGAAUAAUCCGAGCCUGCAUGCUUAUUGUCCUUUUCUUCAGUUUUUGGGAGGAAAGCUAAUGGCACUUAGAUUGUUUAUGUGUUAUGUGUUAAUCAACUCCAAUUUACAGUUUUUAUCCACAUAAUAUUAAACACCUGUCCCGUGUGCUUAAUAUUAAUAAAACUAUGGUUGCUAGGGAUGUUUGUGAGCAUGAAAAAUCAUUAUGGAAAAACACUACUCUUGGAGAACAAAAAUAUUUAAAUAUCUUAAAAACUACUGACUUUGAAGUGCUUAGCUUUUAGUUGAAUCAUAACUUGAGAAUGACCAAGGGAAUUAUGCUGCUUAUUUCUUUAUUUAAAAAGCUUGAAACAAAACAGCAGGUUUUCUAUCAGUUUUCUGUGAGUAGGGCUAUCGGUGUAGGUUGCCCUAAGGCACUUUGUACCACUUUGUAAACUGCUUUGCAAACUUUCUGAUGGAAAGCAAUAUAUAAAUACUUCAAAUAAAUAAAUAAAAAUAUGGACAUGACAUAGUGUUGAUAGCCAAUUAUAUUCUGGUGACGUGAUUCAGUGGGAGCCAAAGAAGCCAGGGGAUGGUCAGAAGAGAUGAUUCAUCUGAAUAUUCUCCUUCCCCCAUUCUCUGUAUGAAAAUUCAUAUCUGUGUAUGGAAAAAAAACCACACAGUUUGAGUGUGACAGAGGAGACACAAAGCAGAGUCUGGGCUCUGCAAGCAUCUUAGGGUGUUGGCUGUCUCCCUGAAGAUCUGCUCAUAAACCCAUGCCAAGAAGAUGGAAGGAAAUGAGGGCACUGAUGAAGAUCAUCUCACUGGCUAUGCUGUUCAGUUUAGCAUCCAGGAGUCCCUUGAAAGUGCAAGGAGCCAGCAAACUUCUUCCCCUGAUCAUGAAGCAAGGUUUCUACCAGUCAGCGAUCAAAACAGGAAGCUUGUGGCUGCUAUAAGAGAAGGUCGAGUAUCUGAGCUUCAAGACUAUGUGAAAUACAAAUAUGCUCUGGAUGAGGCUGAUGAGAGAGUUUGGUUUCCGUUACAUGAAGCUGCUGCUCAGCCAAUUCAGCAGAUACUUGAAGUAAUCUUGGAUGCGUCUUACAAAGCAAUGUGGGAAUAUAAAACAUGCGAUGGAGAGACACCGUUGACGUUGGCAGCCAAAUCUCGCCAUGCAGGAAAUGUCAGGACACUGUUGGAAAAGGGGGUCUGGCCCAAUACCACUAACCGGAAAGGAGAGACUCCUCUUCUGAUUGCAACAAAACAGGGCUCGUAUGAAAUGGCUUCCAUUCUGAUUGAAUUCAAUUGCACCGUCAAUCAGCCGUGUGUAAAACGUUGGUCGGCAAUGCACGAAGCUGCGAAACAGGGUCGCAAUGACAUCAUUGCUCUGCUGCUGAAGAAUGGCGGCAACGUGCACCUAAGAGAUGGAUUUGGAGUGACUCCUUUAGGUGUAGCUGCUGAAUACGGCCACUGUGAUGUGCUGGAGCAUCUCAUUCAUAAAGGUGGCGAUGUUUAUGCUACAGCUGAUGAUGGCUCAUCCAUAUUGUUUGAAGCAGCUGGAGGUGGCAAUCCAGACUGCAUAACUUUGCUGUUGGAAUAUGGGGGAGACGGUAAUUUGCCUAAUAAGGCAGGGCAGCUGCCUAUACACAGAGCAGCGUACGAGGGGCAUUAUUUGGCCCUGAAAUUCCUCAUUCCCGUGACAUCCCAAACUGCAAUCCGGAAAAGCGGGCAAAGUCCCAUCCACUCGGCGGCAGAUGGCCAAAAUCCACAGUGCCUGGAACUCCUCAUUGAAAAUGGUUUUGAUGUCAACGCCACCCUGGCAGAGCACAUUUCUAAAAGUUACGACGACGAAAGGAAAACGGCGCUUUACUUUGCUGUUUCCAACAACGACAUUCUGUCCACUGAAGUAUUACUGCAAGCUGGCGCAGACCCAAAUAAAGACCAUCUCAACUGCCUCCUCGUGGCCGUGAGAGCUGGCAACCACGAAAUCGUCAGGUUGCUUCUUUCUUACGGAGCAAACGUCAACUGCUACUUUAACCUUGUGAAUGACACCCAUUUCCCCAGCGCUAUUCAGUACGCCUUGAAUGACGAGGUGAUGCUAAGGCUGCUGCUGAAUCAUGGAUACCUUGUGGAUCUGUGUUUUGACUGCAUGCAUGGGGACAUCUUUGGAAAUUCUUUCGUAUGGUCAACUCCGGAGGAAGAGGUGUUACCAGGAUGGACAUCUUGUGUCAUUAAAGAUAAUCCAUUCUGUGACUUUAUCACCGUUCCUUGGAUGAAACAUUUAGUAGGACCCAUCGUUCGUAUUUUGAUAGAUUACAUGGAUUAUGUUCCCCUUUGCACAAAACUUAAGUUUGUUCUGGAGACCCAGAAAGAAUGGGCAGAGAUCCAGCAGAUAUUAGAGAAUCCUCGCCCGCUAAAGCAUUUGUGCCGCCUGAAAAUACGUAAAUGUAUGGGACUGGAGGGGACACAGAAGCCGCGGUCCAUGAACAGGCUUCCUGUUCCACCAGUUCUUAAAGCCUAUAUCCUCUACAAAGAGUAUGAUCUUUAUGGAAGGGACCUACAUUUGCCGUGAUUUGCAGAAUCCAGACAUUAACUCAUUUACUUGGAAGUUAAAUUUGGAGUAACCAUAAGGGUGCCAGAAUGGUGAACUAUGGCUUUGGAUCCAGAAGAGACCUUCUGCUUUCUUGCAUGUUGUGUGAGGCAAGUGAAACUAAAUUCAAAUAUGUUCUUCAAAAAUAUGAGAGCUGCUGUCACGUGUUAAUCCCUUAUAGCACUGUGUGAACUCUUGCACAAACUCCACAAACUUAGUUUCACUCGUGGUUCCUUGGCACCAACAUUCCUUCCCUCCUCCCCGCCCCCCCGCAGUAUUUCUACGAAGCCAUAUAAAUUUGUGCUCUUCCCGUGAUACAAAUAACUGCCUCUCUCAAUACAUAUUGCAGUUAAAUUCUGUAUAUUUUCACAUAUCCAUCCUACAACGCAGUUAUAUUUUCUUUCCUUUUUAAAAAAUAGAAAUAAAAAUUGAACCUGAUCU
Molecule: messenger RNA, 3074 nt
Organism: Podarcis raffonei (Aeolian wall lizard)
Lineage: Eukaryota; Metazoa; Chordata; Lepidosauria; Squamata; Lacertidae
Gene: ASB15
Product: ankyrin repeat and SOCS box containing 15
Exons: 10
Coding region: 834-2615 (593 amino acids)
Biological process (GO): intracellular signal transduction
Cellular component (GO): cytoplasm
Molecular function (GO): protein binding
Source: RefSeq, a predicted model, not a curated record